Molecule: messenger RNA, 342 nt
Organism: Pestalotiopsis fici W106-1
Lineage: Eukaryota; Fungi; Ascomycota; Sordariomycetes; Amphisphaeriales; Sporocadaceae
Exons: 3
Coding region: 1-342 (113 amino acids)
Biological process (GO): translation
Cellular component (GO): mitochondrial small ribosomal subunit; ribosome
Molecular function (GO): structural constituent of ribosome
Source: RefSeq, a predicted model, not a curated record
AUGUCGAUGUUCAGGGCCAAGAAGCUUGAUAUUGGGUCUUUUCUCAAUAUCAAGGUCAUCCGCGACCACACCAAGAGAAAGGUGUUUGCAGAGCACGAGGCGGAGAGACAAGCACUCCGAUACAUCAUCAGAAACACGACUCUGCCGGCACGGACGAGGGCCGAGGCCCAGCUUCAGUUGACUCAGAUGCACUGUUAUACUCGACCCACACAGAUCCGCGGCAGAUGUAUACUAGGUGGAAAGGGACGUGGUAUCUUUAGAGACUUCAAGAUGUCAAGAUACAACUUCAGAAUGCAGGCGUUGGAGGGUAAUCUUCCUGGUGUGAGGAAGGCCAGUUGGUAA